Molecule: messenger RNA, 6049 nt
Organism: Carcharodon carcharias (great white shark)
Lineage: Eukaryota; Metazoa; Chordata; Chondrichthyes; Lamniformes; Lamnidae
Gene: col8a2
Product: collagen, type VIII, alpha 2
Exons: 4
Coding region: 319-2394 (691 amino acids)
Molecular function (GO): protein binding
Source: RefSeq, a predicted model, not a curated record
ACCCUUGCAGACAUGCUGUCAAAGUGACUCUCUCUCUCUCUCUCCCUCUCUCUCUCUCUGCUUUGCAGCUUGAAGUUGCAAACUGCGUAGGAGCAAGUGCUCUGUCUAUUCAUAGAAACCUAUGGAGUAGAGCAUCCAGAAGAAAUUCCACCAUCAGAACAAGAAAACUAAUCCUUUAUUUUUUAACUGACGUUCCGCCACUAGCAAAGGUACUUCUGUUGCAUUCCAUUUUUUAAGCAAGUGGGUGUCCGCCAAGCUGCUUGCCUGUGCCUUCCUGUAAUGAGCACGAAGGAAAUACAUAUCACAUAGAAAAGGACAAUGCUACAAACGAAUAUCUUCGUCCUUUUGUUGAUGAGCAACAUUGGCUAUGUUUUCAGUGGAGGCUAUGCUCCUUCAAAAUACGCGCGCCCAAUGAUUAAAGGCCCAGCUGGACCUCCUUUCAGGGAAGGCAAAGGACAAUAUAUAGAAAUUCCAGUGAUUCUACCUUCAGAUCUCAAGGGUGAAAAAGGUGCUCCAGGAAAGCCUGGGCCAAGAGGACCUCCUGGGUUACCGGGAAUACCAGGGAAACCAGGGAAUGGAAAACCAGGUCUUCAAGGACGGACUGGCCCACCGGGGGCACCAGGACUUUCAGGCUUUGGAAAACCAGGAAUGCCGGGACAAGCUGGUAAACCAGGCAUCAGAGGAAUUCCAGGACCUAAGGGUGAUAUAGGACCCAGAGGAGAUAUAGGACCCAGAGGCCUUCCUGGGCCUCCAGGAUUACCUGGGCCUUCGGGUUUUUCUGUCAUUGGUAAACCCGGAGCCCCAGGAGCUGCUGGAUCCCCAGGACUUAGAGCAGAGCCUGGUCUAAAGGGAGAACGUGGACCUCCAGGGGAUCGUGGUCCCAAAGGUGAGAAUGGAUAUGGGAAACCAGGCUCUCCAGGUCCAAGAGGUAAGGAAGGGGCACCAGGUAAACCUGGAAUACCAGGUCUACCUGGGAGAGGAAAGCCAGGAAUGAAUGGCUUGCCUGGUGGUCCCGGUGAGAAAGGUGAAGGAGGGCCUCAAGGCGAACCUGGCCCCCCAGGGCUACCUGGUCCUCAGGGGCCAUCAGGAAAGCCAGGACUGAAUGGUAUAGGGAAACCAGGUCAAAAUGGGUUAUCAGGUUUUCCAGGAUCUAAAGGUCAUAAAGGUGAGCCUGGACCACCUGGGGCUCGUGGUCUUCCUGGAGCUCCAGGGUAUGCAAAGCCCGGAAUAAAUGGACUUAAAGGUGAGCGAGGACCUCCUGGGAACCUAGGCGCUCCAGGAAUCAAUGGUGAACCAGGAAAAAAUGGCUUGAAUGGUGAACCUGGAGGUAAGGGCGAAACAGGGCCUCCAGGGCCUAUGGGCCCUAAGGGAUUAAUGGGAAAACCAGGUAUACCAGGUGGCAAAGGUGAAAUUGGUGUUGUUGGCCCACCAGGUUUGAAAGGAAUGCAAGGUGACCAGGGACAAAAUGGGUUACCUGGGAAAUCUGGAGUGCCUGGAGAGAGAGGUUUACCUGGACCCCCAGGAGCACCCGGUCAAUUUGGUCAAAAAGGAGAGGCUGGACGUACAGGUGUCCCUGGAGCACCAGGAUUAGCUGGUCCUGUAGGUCCCAAAGGAGAACCAGGACGGGAAGGACAACCAGGACCCAGGGGUUCUUCAGGAAUACCUGGUCUUCAGGGGCCUUCAGGGCCCAUAGGGCCAAUAGGUUUACCAGGUCCCAGAGGAGAACCAGGACCACCAGGUUUGCCAGGAAAUGGCAAAGUAGGUCAACCAGGAAUUACAGGACCAACAGGUCCACCUGGAAAUCCUGGCAUACCAGGCAUGUUGGGAAGCCAAGGUCCACCUGGGCUACCUGGGCCACCAGGCCCACCGGGGAUCAUCAUUAAUGGAGAAAUAACAGGUGUGGCUAGCCUUCAUGUAGAUGGAGCUGUGGACGGUGCAAAAAUACCAGGGGAUGGAAAACCUGGAAAACCACCUGGAAGAGGAGAAAUUUCUGCAAGGGUAGCUCCUGCUUUCACUGCAAUUCUGACAACACCAUUUCCACCAUCAGGGGCACCCAUUAAGUUUGAUAGGAUUUUGUAUAAUGGACAAAAUGGUUACAAUCCAGCAACUGGACUAUUCACAUGUCAAAUACCAGGUGUCUACUACUUUGCUUAUCAUGUGCAUAUCAAAGGAACCAAUAUAUGGGUGGCACUGUACAAGAAUAAUGUGCCUGCAACAUACACAUAUGAUGAAUAUAAGAAAGGAUACCUUGAUCAAGCAUCAGGAAGUGCUGUACUGGAACUUAAAGAGCAUGACCAAGUGUGGGUCCAGAUGCCUUCAGACCAAGCCAAUGGGUUAUAUUCCACUGAAUACAUCCAUUCCUCUUUCUCAGGAUUCCUACUCUGCCCAACAUAACGUUGAUCAACUUGAAUUAGCGGAUAUAUAUAUAUUGUGUAGCAAUAAACUAUCGAGAUGAACAAAGUUUCACUGGAAAAAGCACAAGUGUUAUUAUGUUGCUACAGUUUUCCAGUAUUUAAAAAAAGCCUUAAAAGCCUCUGGGUGAUAUCCAGCAUAGUAUAACAACCACACAUCAGACACUUCCCCAUAAGACUGCACAAGUCUCCAGCUUAUAUUGCAAUGGAUUUAAUGUGGAACUGUUGCUUUCAUAUGAGCAGUUAGAGGCAAAACUUAACUUCCUUUGCAAUGCAAGUCGAUAUGAUGUAUGUGAUACUUGUACUCCCUGUGCCUACUUUUGAGUAAUGUUCUACCUAAGGAUGCAUUUCUUGUUUUUACACAUUUAUACCAUUGACAGAAAAAAACUAUAUUACACGGUUGUAUUCCAGAUAUUAUAAUCAUACCUUUUGAAGUGCAAUACAUGUUAAGUGGUGUUCCAUUGUGAAUUCAGACAACUGUGUACACUGUAUACUGAGUGAGAAUUAAAACAUUGAAGCUUGGUAUAAUCACCACUGCAACUUGCUUGAAUUUUAAAUUUCAAAUUAACAUGUAGUGAUGACUAGUAAAAAAUCUAAGGUUAGGCGAUGUAGUGCAAAGUAAGUGUCUUUUUCGUACUGUUUAUAUUAUCUGUACUUUGCAUUAUCUUAAUGACCUGUGUUGUUACUGAGCUUCAACCUGGUUGAAAUUAAAAUGGUAAGGAACAUUGAACUAUACUGAAUCAAAAUCAACACAGUCUCUUGGACACAUGUAGCCCAGUUACUUACUAAUUUAAUUCAGUUUGCUGAUUCUGCUGGAGGACUGACACUUAUAAAUGCCACUAUUUUUCCAUUAUCAAAGACUGUGAAAUGUUUUGUCUUUCUCAAGCUCUACUCAAAUCCUUGUUGAUUAUGAUUGCCACAAGAAUUCCAACAUUAAGACGAGAGAAUGGUAACCCAAUAGCACCAAAAUAAAACAUGGCAAUUGUAAAAUCGGGUAAUGGAUCCUUAAAGGGGAUAUACAUUGCAGAUUCAAAAAGAUCUAGAGGUGGACCAUAGUGUUUCCUGUAGAAACUGUACUAUAUUUUAUCUCAUGUUGGAUUGGAUUAGUGCAGUUUCUUUGACAUUUUUGCAACAGUUGAGACUGUUUCUCACAGGGAGGUAUGACUGCAGUAGCUGUCACUUUAAACUUUCAGUCAGUGUUUCUUCUGAUUGUUACUUAGGUUUUAAAGAGACUUUAUAAUGUAAAAUGUUGUCAGAUCUCAUACAGCUGAAUAUUAUGUGCCACUCAAAAUGCCUACAAAUGUUGGUAAAUUCUCUGCAACUGAACCUUAGCUAGUUAAAGAUUAUUACAACUGAAUGACUUGUAUUAAUUAAUUUUCAAAUGCCUUACCUGUGCCUUUCUUUUGUAUUUUAAAAAUGUAGUAUCCUUCUUUGACCAAAUAAACCUUGAAGUUGGAUUCUUCAAGCACAAAUUAUGAAAAUUAUGAAAUUUUAACAGUAUUUUAAGAAGCAUUAACCCAUUUAUUUUAAGGGAUGAAUGUUUUCAAUAAAAUAGUAUUUAAAUAGCAAAGUAAUGCAUUAAUUGUUAUACGCUAUUAUUUAGCAAAAUUUAAAUCCAAGUGUGCAGUUGAAAGAACACAAACAAAAAUUACAUUACCAUAAUCUAGUCUUUUACAAAGUUGCUACCAGUUUUUCUUUCCUACCAUUGAAGUGCAAUAAUAAUACUGCCUAUUACUUAAACUACUUAAAGCUACUUUUUGACCCAGAAAUUCAGCAGCUUCCUUUUCUGGGUGCCUCAUCCCCAGAGUGCUUACAGCCUGCAUUCAACUAGGGAGGUCUCAGGAGCCUAGGAUUUUGGGCCUCUUUCCCUCAUUAUCAUUUUGAAGGCAUGGUGAUAGGAAUCCACACAGGUUUGUGUGCUAACGUUUGGGUAAGUGAUUGGCUCAACUCAAGGGGGAGGAGGAGUGUCUUGGGCUGCAGAUUACGAUGAGGGGGGGAGGCUAGGAGGUCAGAAAAGAACAUUGUGGGGGUUUGCAGUAAUGUUGGAGGGCCAUAGAGCACGAUUGGUGGGGUAGGGGCUAGGGUCGGGGUUGGGCCCAAGGGGAGUUGUCGGGAGGCCUGGAAAUCAGCCGGGAGUGAGGUUGGAAGUCUCAGGAUCAAGGCCAGCUGUGACUAAGAUGAGUUCUAACCUUUUUUUCAUUCCGUAAUGAGCAUUGGUCUUCCCAGAGGCAACCAACAAUUAUGCUAGUUGCUUCAGGUACAAGCCAAAGUUGCAAGAGGGAGCCUAAGCAGGCAUUAGGCCCCUAAUUUGCAUAUGUUAAUAGCCUGAUGCCAGCUUCUGACAUGGGUAAAGGAUGCCUUUUGUUUGGCCUUUGGCAAAGCGGCAUCCAACUUAGCCUGCACCAGAAUUUUGUAUGUGUGGCGUAGAGGCCAUUUUAGGCACAAAACGGCACUCAUAACACCAAAAACCGGGGCACUGUGGAGCAGAAUUUCUGACCCUUUAAUUUUAAUUGUUGGUGAUUGACUCUACAGAAUCAAAACAUGAUACAAAACCAUUGGUUAAUUAGGCUCUUCAUUGAAAAUGAUGCCCUGCCUGAAGUAUCCUGUACCGAGAACUUUACAACUGUUUUUUAUGGAACUACGUAGAUUCACUGUGCACAAAUUAUACUCUGUGAGAAAGGCAAUUGAAUUACCCCUUUUUAUAACCAAAUCAAAACUAAUUGAAUUGGAAAAUGCAAGGUAAAAUCCAGUUUCAAAAGAACAUGCUACUGACAAUAAUUGGCCCAGUCAUUAAAAUAUAAUUUUCAAAUCACAAGUACUGCAGUGAAAAUCAUGCAUCAUCUUAAUAACUGAUUGGAUAUCUUCGCUUUGAAGUGUUGUUAAAUGCAGAGGGACAUGCCAAAAUUUAUUUUAUAUCAAAAAAAUCCAUCAUCUAAAUUAAGCUGAUUUUCUUCCCAAACUAAACUGCUACAAUUAUUGUAAAAAAGUGCAAUGCGCACCUCCGCAUUCCUUAAUAAUGUCAAAAUAUACAAAUCAAAAUAUAUGAGAUAUCCACUAUUCAAAACAAAGGCAUAGGUCAAAGACUUAGAAAGAUUAACAGGUAUGAGUUUGUUAACACUAAUCUGGCUAUGCAUUUGCUAAUUUAGUGUCUAGAAGACAGCAUACUGACACCUUCGCUCUCUUACAAUAAAGUCAACACAAAUUCCAUCUGAAAAUUUCAACUAUACAUUGUAUUUCAUUAAUCUAUUGUCAAGUCAAAUGUCAACAUAACAAUUCCAGCGUGAUAAAAUUUCACUCCAGUGUUCAAUACUAUAUGCAACUUUUGAUGACCUGUUGUUUAUGCAUGAAAUCACAUUUCAAACCCGUGUGAUCCCAUGGUUUUUGUUAAUGGGUUGUUAAUUAUGGAGAAAAACAGACAUUCUCCCUUGUUUGUUGAAAUAAGAAUUUCACCUUCUAUAGCUAUCAUUGUCUGAUAUAGAAAGAUAGCUCUUUUGUAAAUACUUAUAUGCACUGUAAUAGUAACUGGUAAAAUGCACUCUUAUUUUAUUUGAAUUGAAAACCAGACACUUCUUUGAAAGCUAAACUAUUUGGUUGUAUUGAUACAACAUCAAUAAAAGAUUUCCUGAUGUAAAGAAAAA